Nicotiana attenuata is the source of this 850-nucleotide messenger RNA. RefSeq lists its product as uncharacterized. NCBI's taxonomy places the organism in Eukaryota, Viridiplantae, Streptophyta, Magnoliopsida, Solanales, Solanaceae. The transcript is spliced from 2 exons. Bases 82 to 549 code for a protein of 155 amino acids. The record is from RefSeq and is a predicted model, not a curated record.
AAAAGGAGCUAAAAGACCUCAGAUUCAUCUCAAGUACAUUCAAUAACCAAAAAAGUAACUGACCAAGCAAAAGAAGAACAAAUGGCAUCCUUAACCAAAAAAUCAAUCUUCAACCUCUCCAAGGCCUUCCCACAUCGAGCCUCCUCUGUCUUUAUCGGUCGUCAAAUCUGGAAGGGAGGAUAUGUUGCAACAGAGGAGUCGUCGGAACCACAGCCACAGCCACAGCGGAGGCACGACAGGAACUACGGGAGCAGUGAAACGGGUGGUAAGGUAUCUGAAAUGGCUGAUAAGGCGAAAGAAAUGAAGGACAAAGCAAAGGAAACAGCUCAAGAUGCUUGGAAGGCAAUUGAGGAUAGUGCUGAAGAUAUGAAAGAGAAGGUGGUUGGAGAUGUAGAUCCAGAGAAUGUUCAAGAUGAAAUUAUGGUGGAAGAUGAGAAAGAACUAAGGAAGAAGUUGGCUAAAGAACCAGGAGGAAAGCCUGUAGAUGAAGAUAAAGGUGUCGAUGUGAAUUGGAGACCCAUUAUUGAGAAGAAACCACAAGCUUCUUGAAAACCAUCUUUUUUUUUUUUUUUUGCUGUCUUUUUUAAGAAUAAAAAUAAAGCACAGUAGGACUUGUUAGUGGCUUGAAGUUUCUAGUCCCACUAGUCUAGAUCAAUUAUAAAAAGAGACGACAUGAGUCUCUAUUUGGAAUAUUGCGCAAGAAAAUGUAAAUUUGAAUUUUUUUUUUUUCUUUGGGUGAGUUUUGAGUGUUCGAAUAUGUAUCUUUUCUUCUUUGCAUCAUCCAUAAGUCUAGAGAUGAAAUGAUGAUUGAGGAGGUAAUGUAAGUCUGGCUUCGUAAUGUUCUUAUGUA